Molecule: messenger RNA, 1023 nt
Organism: Ctenocephalides felis (cat flea)
Lineage: Eukaryota; Metazoa; Arthropoda; Insecta; Siphonaptera; Pulicidae
Product: ras-like GTP-binding protein RhoL
Exons: 5
Coding region: 244-837 (197 amino acids)
Biological process (GO): small GTPase-mediated signal transduction
Molecular function (GO): GTP binding; GTPase activity
Source: RefSeq, a predicted model, not a curated record
GCUAAACACGUCAUGUCAUCGGCGCUCGUCUUCCAUAAACGGUGUAGCAUUUGUGCUGAGCGGACGUGCACUGUGUCAAUGUUUGUUUAUUAUUUUAAAAUAUUAAUAACUGUUUAGUUGUGCAAAAGUGUUUUGUGUCGUUAAGUGAAUGUUCCAUGGUCAUAAAUAUAAAACACUAGUUGAAUAAUCUCUACACAUGAAAAGAUAUACCAACUCAUGACCGAUGCUUAAUAAAAAUAGAAAAUGACUGAAAAGCCAGCAAAACCCAUCAAAAUAACCGCCGUAGGCGAUGGUUAUAUUGGAAAAACUUGUUUAUUAAUUACCUACACAAAGGGAGUUUUCCCUGAAGAAUAUGUACCCACAGUAUUUGAUAAUUAUUCUGGCAAUAUAACCGUUGAUGGACGUGAUCAUGGGAUGACUCUUUGGGAUACUGCGGGCCAGGAAGACUAUGAAAGACUUAGGCCACUUUCUUAUCCCAACACGGAUUGCUUUCUAUUAUGCUAUUCAAUUGGAAGUCGUGAUAGUUUUGAGAAUGUUCAUACAAAAUGGUAUCCAGAAAUCAGGCAUUUCUCACCUAGAGUACCUAUCGUAUUAGUUGCGACCAAAAUUGAUCUUCGAACGUCGGACGCUGGUGCUGGGGAAGUAAAACCCGGAACUAAACCUGGUGGUUUAGUAUCACACCAGGAAGGUAAAAAAAUGCGAAAUAAAAUUCGGGCCCACGCAUUAGUUGAAUGCUCGGCAAUGGAGAAAACUAAUUUGGACGCAGUAUUUGAGGAAGCAGUGCGAGCUGCAGCCCAACCAGUGGCUAAACGGAGAGUAAACUGCAAAUUGUUGUGAUUUGAGAAUGAUAUAUUAUAAAUUUUAGCAUUUCUUUUAUACGUGUCGAUGAACAUUUUUUACUUUCUACUUAAUUUCUAUGUUUAAGGUGCACAACUAGUGUAAGCGCCUAAAAAAGGUGAUUUUUGGGAAUUUAUAUUAAAAAAAUUACUUUAUCUAGCAUUUCAAAAUUUUAGGAAUAUAUUU